Messenger RNA from Annulohypoxylon maeteangense, 1054 nucleotides. RefSeq names its product mitochondrial import inner membrane translocase subunit TIM10. NCBI's taxonomy places the organism in Eukaryota, Fungi, Ascomycota, Sordariomycetes, Xylariales, Hypoxylaceae. The record is from RefSeq and is a predicted model, not a curated record. The transcript is spliced from 2 exons. Gene Ontology annotation, cellular component: mitochondrial inner membrane. The coding region runs from base 130 to 435 and encodes 101 amino acids. Gene Ontology annotation, biological process: protein insertion into mitochondrial inner membrane.
GAUUAGGUUGGCAAUUAAGUUUAAUGUUCUUUUCAUCAGAACUCGGAAGCUUCCAAUACGAUAUUCGAGCUCUCCAUCUAUUGCGCAAAUAACAGGCAAUUCCAAUCAUCUCGUCACAUAACAUUCAAAAUGUCGUUCCUCGGAUUCGGAAGACCGCAACCCUCUUCGGAGGAGAAGAUUUCAGCCGUCCAGGCUGAGAUGAAGCUUCUGACACAGAUGCACGACCGCCUCACCAAAGCGUGUGCGAAAAAGUGUGUUCCCAAUGAGUACCGCGAAUCCGAACUCAACAAAGGCGAAAGCGUCUGCCUCGACCGAUGUGCCGCCAAGUUCUUCGAUGUCCACAUGAAGGUGUCAGAGUUGUUGCAACAGGAGAUGCAGCAAAAAGGUGCGGGCGGCAUGGGUGGUGGCGGUGGUGGAUUCGGAUUCGGCGGUUAAUAUGGAAAAAAGAGCGCUAUAUGAUGCAUUAUACUAUACAUGGCCAUGGUACGGCCUACGCUCACGACAAGUUAUCGAGACCAGCUGUAUGAUACGAAUGACAGACCCCGGGGUAUUAUUCGGACGUUACACGGAGACUUCUCUGCAGGAUUCAGAAUACUUGGCUUAAUGGGCUUUGUCAGAUAUCCAUGAAUGACAUUUGUACGAUGGAAUAGUUUGGCCAUGUCAAUUUGGCCUGAGAAAUGAAUAUUCCCCUCAUGAACACACUCUAACGUCCGCUAUCCCUUGGAGAGAUAAUGGCUACCGAUUUGGGGGGUCAAAACAUCGUGAAAUUGACAUGUGGAAACAUUGAUUGACGGCUAUAGGGGUUGUGGUCUUCACACACUUCGGCACGUGUCCUGAUAACGCAAGAUUCCUCGAGGUUGUUAUGUAGGUGUCAAUACGACUAUCAGAAUUGACAUAUGCCCAGGUCUACUUUAGGUGGGGGCAUUUUGAGGAGACCUGCGUUUCAGAAGGUUACUCUUGUCCGAGGCUGGACAUGUGUGUUGUCGUUCGACGUAAUCGUCGGACAGGCGGCGGAUUUCACGGCCUCGGUCCGGGUUGACUUGUUAGCUUGUGU